Messenger RNA from Periophthalmus magnuspinnatus, 1126 nucleotides. RefSeq names its product gap junction delta-4 protein. The record is from RefSeq and is a predicted model, not a curated record. Gene Ontology annotation, biological process: cell communication. Lineage: Eukaryota; Metazoa; Chordata; Actinopteri; Gobiiformes; Gobiidae. The coding region runs from base 1 to 1125 and encodes 374 amino acids. The transcript is spliced from 2 exons. Gene Ontology annotation, cellular component: connexin complex.
AUGGUGGGGUCAAGUACAUCAGAGGUCGUCUUCCUCUCAGUAAAUCAGAGCAUCACCAUGAUAGGUAAAGCCUGGUUGAUAGUGAUGCUCUUCCUCCGCAUCUUCCUCCUCCUCUUCGCUGGUUUCCCUCUGUACCAGGAUGAGCAGGACCGCUUUGUGUGCAACACCAUCCAGCCAGGCUGCGCUAACGUAUGCUAUGACAUCUUCUCACCCAUCUCCCUCUUUCGCUUUUGGUUAGUACAACUCAUCACCCUAUGUCUACCAAUAACUAUUUUCAUCAUUUACGUCAUGCACAAAGUCACCAACGCACUCCAAGUUGACAAUAAAACCUACGAACUCAAUAUUCAACAACUGAACACAAAGUUUACCGGAGCAUACUUCUUGCAUCUUGUUUUCCGAACGUUAUUGGAAGCAGGAUUUGGCACAGCCCACUAUUACCUCUUCGGUUUUUACAUUCCACGGAGGUUUUUGUGUCAGCACUCGCCUUGCACUACCCAAGUAGACUGCUAUAUUUCUAGACCGACAGAAAAGACAGUUAUGCUAAAUUUCAUGCUAGCUGUAGGAGCACUAUCCAUUUUCCUCAACGUUUUAGAUUUCUUUUGCACAAUCAAGCGUUCUGUGAAACAAAAUGCAAAAAAGAAAGUCUUGGUAGAAAGGAUUUAUGAAGAAGACUGUAUCAUAUCAAAUUCUUCAAAAACGAAAGAGCAAAAUAUCGAAGGAGUUGAACAUUUUCGAAAACGCCAUGGAAGUAAAAGUUCCAGAGGAGAUCCAGCAAAGGUAAAUUCGGAAUCUCGUCCAUGCUCACCGGGAAUUCCGAUUAGCAACAGCAACGGAAACAAUGGAUAUUCGGCAAAUCAGGAAGGAGCUUUGGAAAGACAAGGCAGUGAUGUAGCUCUAUGUCCGCCGGGAACGCCUAGGUCAAUCCGUGUUAGCAAGCGCAGCCGGCUCAAACCCCCACCUCCUCCACGACGUGAUGUACCAGGAGAUGUACCCGCUCCGGUUAUAGAUGGUUCCAUGACAACGGCUGUGUGUACCAAUAGACUGGGUAAAAGUACUUUGGUGGAGCUAAAUACAGGGUCAGAUGCUCAGCCAAAUGAUGAGGAGAAGAGGUCAGAGUGGGUGUGAG